This is a messenger RNA of Platichthys flesus (European flounder), 4950 nucleotides long. RefSeq names its product pikachurin. NCBI's taxonomy places the organism in Eukaryota, Metazoa, Chordata, Actinopteri, Pleuronectiformes, Pleuronectidae. The record is from RefSeq and is a predicted model, not a curated record. The transcript is spliced from 25 exons. Bases 406 to 3594 code for a protein of 1062 amino acids. Gene Ontology annotation, molecular function: calcium ion binding; protein binding.
CCAAAGCGAGAUUCGUGCGUAAAAAAGGACACUGCCCCCCGUUCAGUGGCGUUAGUCGUUGCGCAUUACGCGCGGAUCGUCGGGACAACCCCUCGCCGUCGUGUGUCAGCGCGUGGAACCGUGUGUGUCUGUCCGUGCGUUACCGUGUCCAACCCACUGAUCUUUUGCAGACCGUAAUCUCAUCAGUGUCAUACCGUGGAUGCCCUUUCCUCUCGUGCACGUCUUGCCCGCCCUGAGGUUGCUGUUUGCGGCCAAAUAUUUGGAUGAGAGACCGUCUUUUCUAACACUGCGAACUUUUCUUUUUGGAACAGCAAAGGAAUCAGUUACAUUGACAGUUCCAUGCGCGUUUGAACGCGUUGUAAAAUGAACAUUUGACCGUUGUUCAACUUUCGAUCUGAAGAAGACAUGGAGUCCACAUGUAAAGAAAGGAAUCUUCUUUACUUACUUCUCUUUGCAAUAUGCACAGCCAGCGUUUGCCUCUGUGCUAGGAGGACCAAUGCUCGGAGAGCUGAUCGUCUGAGUCCUCCAUUGGACAUCCAGCUGGAGACAAUCAACUGCACAGCCUUCAGUGUACGAUGGAAGAUGCCCCGGAGACACGUGAGCACCAUCACUGGAUACAAGGUCUUCUACACUGAGAUAAGGAACGGAAAUCCAUCGGAAUCAGCCUCUUUGAUGGAAGUGCCUCUCAGCUUGGACAUGCUGACCACUGGCCAAUUUGAUGGACAAGCCAGUUUUGAUGUGUACAUCGGUGACCUGAAGGUGAACGCUAAGUACCGAGUCAGUGUUGGAGCUUACGGCUGGGCCGGGGAGGGCAGACCCAGCAUGCCCAGGGACAUCAGCACCGCCUCACAUGAAAUGUGCAUGCGCCCGUCUCCCCCCGCGCAGCCGGUUGUCAUGGCUGUGUCGGACACGGAGCUGGCGUUGUCAUGGCAGCAAGGAGAGAGUGAAGGAAGCGCACCUGUCCUUCACUUCCUGGUGGCCUACAUCAGGCCAGAAAUGGACACGGAGUGGACUUAUAUUCGUGAGCCCAUUGAGACUAACUCGAUGGUUUUGAAGGGGUUAAUGCCGGAGACGGAGUACCAGUUUGUUGUCAGGGCCGUCAACGUGCAUGGACUGAGCCCACCCAGCAGCAUCAACAACCCCGUGCGCACUCUAGGUGCAGCAGACGUUGGCAGUGGUGAUUAUGGCCGGUACAUCACAGAUCCCGGGAACAAAGAUGACGAUGGCUUCGACGUCGAUGACUCUGAUUACGACAUCUUUAUCGAGGAGUUAAAGCCAUUCCCAGAUACUGAUGCAGACAACAGGAAAUCCCAGCUCCGCUCUCGCUCUGGUACGCCACCUGGUCGAAACGUUGUUUACCGUAUGAACACCAUCGCUCCACCCAACGUUACUGCCCCACCAGUUUCCACCGUCCCAGACUUCUCAGAUCUGAUCUUCGACACCACCUCAGAGCCGAGUACCACCCUUGACACCACAACCACUGCCCCACUCACCACCACCAGCAUCACGUUGCCGACCACCACCACCAUACCGACCAUGUCCCCCUGGAAGGGUGACGUGCCUCGUGUGUACGAACUGACCUGCGAUGACACUGUGUGCCCCCCCGACAGCUUCUGUCUCAGUGAUUAUGACAGUGGAGGUUCUCGCUGCCACUGUAACCUCGGACGAAGAGGAGACGAUUGCUCUGAGGUGGUGUCAGUGAACUUUCCCCGGUUCCAUGGCUACUCUCACAUGACCUUUGAACCCUUAAAAAACUCUUACCAGACCUUCCAGAUCACGGUGGAGUUCAAGACAGACUCUGAGGAUGGCUUGCUGCUGUACUGUGGAGAGAACGAACAGGGGAGAGGAGACUUCACCUCUUUGGCCUUGGUACGAGGCAAACUUCACUACAGGUUUAACUGUGGCACCGGAGCAGCUCAGAUAGUCAGUGAGAGUCGUGUUGUUCCUGGUCAGUGGCACACGGUCACUGUCUUCAGAGACGGCAUGAGCGGCUGGCUUCGUAUGGACAACGACACCCCGAUAUCUGGACGCGCACAGGGCCAGUACACAAAGAUCACCUUCCGCUCCCCGCUGUAUUUGGGGGGAUCCCCGAGUGCUUACUGGCUGGUCAGGGCGACGGGGACCAAUCGUGGCUUUGUCGGCUGCAUUCAGAGUCUGAGCAUCAACAACAAGGCCACAGACAUCAGGCCGUGGCCUCUGGGUAGAGCUCUGAGUGGAGCUGAUAUAAGUGAGUGCAGCGACAGCGUGUGUGACCUGGUCAGCUGUGCUAACGGCGGCGUCUGCUUCGCAAACCGCGCUGACGGCUACAUCUGCCUGUGCCCACUCGGCUUCAGGGGAGCACUUUGCGAAGAGAGCUUCUCACUGUCCUCGCCGCUCUUCAAUGAGACAGUGUUUUCGUACGUCGUCCUCCCCUGGCCUCAGUCCUCUCAGAGUUAUCUGUCCUUCACGGAGUUCGAGAUCACGUUCCGACCAUCGAUGCCAGACGGGAUGCUGCUGUACAGUGAUGACGCCGGCAGCGGGGACUUCCUGGCUAUAAACAUGGUGGACAGAUACGUGGAGUUCAGAUUUGACUGCGGCUCUGGAGGAGCAGUCAUAAGGAGUGAGGAGCAGAUCAGUCUGGACACAUGGCAUGAGCUGAGGGUGUCUCGCACAGCGAAGAGUGGUAUCCUUCAGGUGGACAGCCAGAGGCCAAGGGAAGGAAUUGCUGAGGGAGCUUUUACUCAGAUCAACUGCAGCUCCCCCCUCUAUAUUGGAGGAGUACCAGCAUAUGAUAAAACCAAGAGGACGGCAGGUGUUAUCAAGCCCUUCUCUGGAAUUAUUCAGAAGCUGAUACUCAAUGACCGCACCAUCCCAAUAACAACUGCCACUGCCGGUGGUGUUAACGUGGCGAACUCCGCACACCCCUGUGUGGAAAGUCCCUGCGCCAAUGGAGGAACCUGCAGACCAAAGUGGGAUGGAUAUGAGUGUGACUGUCCCUUAGGCUAUGAUGGCCGGCACUGCCAGAAAGAGUGUGGGAAUUACUGUUUGAACACCGUGACUGAAGCCAUUGAGAUCCCACAGUUCAUUGGGCGGAGUUACCUGACUUACGAUAACAGAGAUAUCCUCAAAAGGGCCUCGGGAUCCAGGACCAACCUUUUCAUUCGUUUUAGGAGCACAGUCCAGGACGGCCUUUUGAUGUGGCGAGGAGACACUCCAAUGAGACCCAACAGUGACUUCCUGUCUAUGGGGCUUCGGGACGGUGCUCUAAUCUUCAGUUAUAACCUGGGCAGUGGUGCAGCUGACAUCAUUGUCAACGGGACCUUUAGCGAUGGGAAGUGGCACAGAGUCAAAGCUGUGAGGGACGGCCAGUCAGGCAAACUGACAGUCGAUGACUAUGGAGCGAAGACGGGGAGGUCGCCCGGCAAGAUGAGACAACUCAACAUCAACGGACCCUUAUAUGUUGGUGGCAUGAAAGAAAUCGCUCUGCACACAAACAGACAGUACAUCGGCGGCUUGGUGGGCUGCGUGUCCCACUUCACACUCUCCACUGAUUAUCACUUAGCGCUGGUGGAGGACGCUGCCGACGGCAAGAACAUCAACACCUGCUCAAACUAGAAACUUGCUCCGGGAGACGAAGAGUCCCUCUCCAGCGCAGCACAUCCAUCAGCUGACUCGUCUUCCUCAAACUCCGCCAGCACCAAACGAGUGAAACAAUAUCAAUUUAAAACUUAAAGUGGAAAAACAGUUACGCUACUUUGAGUCACAGGAGCCAUUUAAGUGGCUGUUGUGUGCAACGUUCCCACACCGAUGUUUUGCUUUAGCAUUGACAACCUGAUGAAUUGCUCUAAAAACCAGUUUGGACACAUGACAGCAGCAAAAAAAACUAAACAACCAGAGGAUAUUACAAAGCACAAGUACUCUGUGAAAGGAGGGGAAAUUCUUAGCGUUGUGUGUGAUGUGGGUCUUUUGAAAAACCUUUUUGAAGGACAUUUUUCAUGGGAUGAUUCCAAUACUUACCUUUUUUUUUUUCUUUUUUUUCACUGUAAAUCCUUAUUUGAUUGCUGGAAGAACCAAGAGAUUCGAGGGAUCAAGAGUCAUCACAAGUUUUCCAUGAACCCGACCUAGAGCAGCGAGCAGAGAUAAACUGCUUUGUAGAGGAUUUGGGUGUUGGCCCUAGAGGAUUUCUUUUGUUUUUGUUGUGCAUUUGUGUUCUUGUUCGUGAUGUGUUAUCAGUCUGUAGACAAGCUUUUUCUAAAGUCUUGAUUGAUGUCAGGUUUUUAAAGGUUGCUAGUUUUGGAGGGUGGGGUGGAGUUGUUGUUGGAUGGGGGGGCGGUGUAUCAGCUGCACAACAGUUGUUUCUUUUUACUUUCUUUUAGUUCAACGUGCUGCUUUUUUUGGAACUCUCAGAUGCUAGUCACAUGAAAGUCUGGUGUGGACACGGUGAAGUAGCCAAAAUCCUGGAGAACGUGUGCGUGACACAAGGCUGCUGCUGGUAUUUGACAGGAAGCCGCAGAGCUGUGGUCACUGAGCUUUCUGUCUCUUGUUUUCACACCAGAGGAAAAUAGAUCUAUCCGUUCAGUGUAUUUUAUAAAUAUUUAUAGGAAGAAAAUUGACAGCUUCAUUUGUUUAAAGAUUGAAUUCGUCAUAAAAUCUGUUAUAAAUCAACCGUUUUUAUAUUGAUUUACUUAAAGUUAUGUAGAGACCGACAAAUGGCUUUUUAUGGCCUGAAGCAUUUUCAACAAAUGUAUACAAAUUUGAAAAGAGGUUGAUUAAAUGAAAAGCUCCAUGUGGCAGGCGUGUGACUGAAGAGGACGUGCACUGAGUGAUCCACCACAGGGUGAUUGGCUGUAUCACGUCUUGACUGUAUGUAUGUGAUGAAACAGUAACUAGAACAGGAACACGUUGAUGUUACCUCUGUGUUGUCAGCACAUGUUUUCUGAAGCUCCAUUUAAAGCUUUAAGUUUCUAGGUU